AUGGGACCAUUCAGCGGCAUCUCCCCUGGCGGGAGCAUACUGGGAAUCAUCGUCGGCUUGAUAUCGACGAGCGUGCAGAGCCUCGGCCUGACGCUCCAGCGAAAGUCGCACAUCCUCGAAGACGAAAAAGGCCCGCACGAUGUGCGCCGGCCGCCAUAUCGGAGGCGCAGAUGGCAGCUGGGCAUGGGCAUGUUCAUCAUCGCCAACCUGCUGGGUAGCACGGUGCAGAUCUCGACGCUCCCCCUGCCGGUGCUGUCGACGCUCCAGGCGGCCGGCUUGGUCUUCAACUCGAUCUGCGCCACCCUGAUACUGAGCGAGCCCUUCACGCGGUGGUCGCUCUGCGGCACCGUUCUCGUCACGAGCGGCGCCGUCCUCAUCGCGAUAUUCGGCGCGAUCCCGUCCCCGGCACACAACCUAGACGAGCUGCUGGAGCUGCUCGCCCGCAAGCCGUUCGUGGCUUGGAUGAUCUUGCAGGCACUAUUCGUCGUCGGCACUGCCAUUUUGAUAGAUGUCAUAAACCGAACUUCCAGCAUAUCGCAUAAUUCUCGCUUCCGCCUAGCCCGCGGCAUCACGUACGGGGUCAUCAGCGGCGACCUGUCCGCUCACGCCCUGCUCUUCGCCAAGUCGGCCGUCGAGCUGGUGAUCAAGACGAUCGGGGGUAACAAUCAGUUCGCUCACUGGGAGUCGUGGGCCAUAGUACUGGCGCUCGUUGCCCUCGCGCUGUGCCAGCUCUACUACCUACACCGCGGUCUGAAGCUAGUGUCUACCUCGGUUCUAUACCCGCUUGUGUUUUGCGUUUACAACAUCAUCGCCAUCUUGGAUGGAUUGAUAUACUUUAACCAGACGAGUCUCAUCUCGGCGCUGCACGCGUGCCUGAUCGCGCUCGGCACCGUCAUCCUGCUGUCGGGCGUGCUGGCGCUGUCGUGGCGGCUUAGCGACGAGCAGCACGCGCCCGGUGUCGGCCAGUCGACACUGGCCCCUGGGCUGGGCCUUGUCGAGGACACAGAGGGCGAGGAGGAGUCCCUCUUGGGGUCCGAGGAGGCGGCGGUCGAAGAAGAGGUCCCUACCUACCAAACAUUCCCAGCCGUCAACGGCGAGACAUCGCCGCUUACGCCAACGCGCAAGAAGACGUUCCGGUGGGCAGAGCGGGCCGAGAUCUGGGGUGAGCUGGAGGAUCAGGAGGAGCCGACCACGCCGGUUGGCAGGCUGCGGGCCAUCACCCUCCCUGGACGGACGGAGUCUACGCCGUUGCUCGCCUCGGCGCGGAGGUCCGUCAGCGGCGUCAUUGGCGGCCGCGACGAUGGCAGCGGGCCGAGCACUGAGGCGAACCCCCGCAAGUUUACCCGCCGGCGGAGGAAAAGCACAGGCUUCCCUGGCCUCGUCGCGAGGCGCAACGUCCGGAGGAGGAACUCGUCCGGGUCCGGGUCCGGCUCGAUACGAGACAUGCUCUCGCUGAGUUGGUGGACGCAGCGCGGGAGCCGCGCCUCGGUCAGCAGCGCCGGAGCGGUGGGCAGUCCUUCGCAGCCGCGGCCGUCGGACGGCGACUUGGGCGACGACCGACCGGAGAGCGCCGGCGGCAGGGGGCGCGACGACUCGGCUGUAUGA
Messenger RNA from Purpureocillium lilacinum, 1605 nucleotides. Lineage: Eukaryota; Fungi; Ascomycota; Sordariomycetes; Hypocreales; Ophiocordycipitaceae. The record is from RefSeq and is a predicted model, not a curated record.